This is a messenger RNA of Colletotrichum acutatum, 948 nucleotides long. RefSeq lists its product as uncharacterized. The coding region runs from base 1 to 615 and encodes 204 amino acids. NCBI's taxonomy places the organism in Eukaryota, Fungi, Ascomycota, Sordariomycetes, Glomerellales, Glomerellaceae. The transcript is spliced from 4 exons. The record is from RefSeq and is a predicted model, not a curated record.
AUGCCUGGAGUUCCCAUCGACGCCCUGGACAACCUCAAGUCCAAGUUCAAGGCCAUCUUCAAGAAGAAGGACGAGAAGAAGGCCGAGGCAAAGCCCGCCGAGGCCAAGCCUGCUGCGACGACCACCACGCCCGCUGCCACCGAGCCCACCAAGACUGAAGCUGCUCCCGCGGCUGCCCCGGCCACUGAGCCCGCUGCUGCUCCUGCUCCCGCUCCCGCUGCCGCUGCUGAGCCAGCCAAGGCCCCCGAGCCUGAGGCCAAGAAGGAGGAUGCUGCUCCUGCUACCACCGAGCCCGCCAAGGCUCCCGAGGCUGCUCCCGCCGCGCCCGCAGUCCCUGCCGUAGCCGCCGAGGCCCCCAAGGCCCCUGAGCCCGCCACUGCGCCCGCUCCCGCUGCUGCCCCUGCUGCCCCUGCUGCCCCGGCCGCCACCGAGCCCGCGAAGACGGAGGAGACUCCCGCACCCACCGCCCCGGCCGCCGCGCCCGCUGCUGCUGAGACCGCGCCCGCUGCUGCUGAGACCGCGCCCGCGCCCGCUGCCGCCGCUGCUCCGGCCGCCGCUGCCCCCACCGAGGCUGCCAAGCCCGAGGAGAAGAAGGAGGCCGCUGCCACCGCCUAGAUUGCGCCGUUGGAUUUCGGCUCCAAUGACUGGUUUCGGAAUCACAGUGUCAUCUGGUUGAAGAAGGACUAGACUCGACCAGAGGUCGUGGGACUUGGUUGGUAGAGGAGGGAGAGUGAUUGAUGCAAGCGAACCAACCCCGUAGCGUCAUAUUUCGAAAUGCUGCUCUCCACGAUGAUGACGAAACCACUCCAGUCACAGGAGGAGAAUAAGCGGCACAUACACACAUUUGGGGGUUUAGAUGGUUUCUUGCUUUCAGACCAUUGGUCUAAUCAUGUUCAUUUGCUUAAUUGUCGGAUACCCAUUAGUCGAGUAGUUGAAUCGAGCGUACUU